UUCAAUCCGUGUUCACAUCAUCCAAUCUAUUAAUAUGAGUGCCACAAACAGAGAGACCCCUGCGGAUCCCAGUGAGUCUAACAAUGAUGAAUAUUCAUCAGAUGACGACAACAAUAGGAUAAGUAAAAAUGGAGAAGAAUUACCUGAAAAGGGGGAACCGCUAACAAUCACCAUACAGUUAAAAAGCAUUAUUUUUAAAAUAUUCGAGGAGAAGUUCCAAGAUCUACCACAUAAAGUUAACGAUUUAGUAAAGGAACAGCAAAAUGUUAUCGAAAGGGUUACUAAAACAGAAGAAAAAUGGGGAAAGUCCAUUCAAGAUUUAGAAAAGAGACAGGAAGAUGUCGCAAAGGUUACCGAAGACUUAAGAAAGAAACAAGAAGAAGUUGUUGGAUUUGUUAACCAAAUGGGAAAUCGAUGCCAAAACUCCGUUCAAAAUUUAGAAAAGAAACAACAAGACGUUGGCGAAAUGUUAAACGAAGCAAAAGAACAAUGGGAAACCUCAAUUCAACAAUUAAAAAAGAAACAGGAAGAUGUUGUCGCAAAGGUUACCGAAGCAGAAGGAAAUUGGGAAAAAUCCAUUCAAGAUUUAGAAAAGAAACAGGAAGGUAUUGUCGCAAAGGUUACCAAAGUAGAAGAAAAAUGGCAAAAAUCAGUUCAACCUUUAUUAAAGAGGCAACAAGAUGUUGGCGAAACGUUAAAAGAAGCAAAAGAACAAUGGGAAACCUCUAUUCAAGAUUUGGAAAAGAAACAGGAAGAUGUUGUCACAAAGGUUACCGAAGACUUAGAAAAGAAACAAGAAGAAGUUGUUGGAUUUGUUACCCAAAUGGAAAAUCGAUGCCAAAACUCCGUUCAAAAUUUAGAAAAGAAACAACAAGACGUUGGCAAAAUGUUACACGAAGCAAAAGAACAAUGGGAAACCUCAAUUCAACAAUUAAAAAAGAAACAGGAAGAUGUUGACGAAUGGGUUACCCAAGUUGAUAAAAAAUGGGAAAAGUUAGUUCAAGAUUUAGAAAAGAAACAGGAAGAUGUUGUCGCAAAGGUUACCGAAGACUUAGAAAAGAAACAAACAUUAAUAAUAAUAAAGAAUGUAGGCAUGCGCAGGUUUCAUUGGGUGUUAGGAGGAUCACUUUUCAUCCUUCUCCUUGCUAUGGUGAUUUAUAUGGAACUCCGCAAGUGUAAUUAUUACUAACACUGCAUGUAUUUAUUGUUAAAAUUUUAUUUAUCAAUUAAUAUAUUAUUUAUUUUGAAUUUUA
Molecule: messenger RNA, 1253 nt
Organism: Aethina tumida (small hive beetle)
Lineage: Eukaryota; Metazoa; Arthropoda; Insecta; Coleoptera; Nitidulidae
Product: myosin-8-like
Exons: 3
Coding region: 35-1189 (384 amino acids)
Source: RefSeq, a predicted model, not a curated record